AUGGAUAUCAUUCAUACCAUUGAUAGCAGAAACGAUCAUCGGAAUCCGAAAAGACUGUGGAAUCGGAAGAACGAAACGGAGAAACAUUACAGAUAUGAUGAACCUCUCGCCACUGACCUAUGGAGACUGUGGAUACGGCGCCGUUUUCCGCAUGGCGGCGGAGUAAGCACAAAGCUACGGAGUACGAAUCGUUUAACAAUUCGGGACUUAAACGGCGUCGUUUUGGAGGGCACCGGAAGUUGGAGGAAGUUGGAAACGGUGUCGUUUUGGCGCACGGUUGGGUGUAAAUACGGUGCUGGUGCGCCACAAAUGCGUUAUCGGUAUCAUUCAAGAUGA
Molecule: messenger RNA, 336 nt
Organism: Microthlaspi erraticum
Lineage: Eukaryota; Viridiplantae; Streptophyta; Magnoliopsida; Brassicales; Brassicaceae
Source: the annotation of a GenBank genome assembly